UCGCAGAAACGGAAAAGAGAAGACAAGCCGGCGGAGCCGGGCGCCAGCGUACCACUGAGAGGCCCGGGGGGCCCCUCCUCCUAGAGCGGCGCCGGAAGGGACGGACCCUUGCGGUGGGCGUGGCGGCCCGGCGGCUCGGCUGGCCGGUUGGGGAGCGCUGGCGCGCGCUGGCGCGGGGGGUCGGGCUGCGCUGGGGCUGGGUGAGGGGCACGUCGGUUCCUGGGCCCCCGCCCUCCAUCCAGGGACUCGCCGGUUCCCUCCGGCGUCGCUUGCGCCCGCCCCCUCGGCCCAGGGCGGCGGCCUCUCCUUCGCCUCCCGGGCGCCGCGGGGAGGAGGGCGAGGAGCAGCGAGGAGCGGAUCGAGGUGAAGGCGGCGCCCCGGGGCCCUGCACGCUUGGUCGACGAGGCCCCGUCGUUGGCGGGGGCGCAUCGUGCUGCCCCUCGGGGCCCCUUUCGUCGGCCUCGACCCAGCUCGUGGCUGCUGGCAGGCGGGGGGCCCAGCGGACUGUUGGGGUGCAUGUGUGCCUUUGUAUCCCAAACCCGCUCGUAAUUCAGGCUCCCCUGAAACCCAGGCUUCUGAAGGCGGGGGGACGGGCCAGCCUGAGUGGGGUUUGCGGGGACCCAAAGCUUGCAGUUCAGGAGGCCUGGCCCAGGGAGGAAAGGAGCUACUCCGAAGUUGCACAGCGGGCACAGCACCCCAGCCCUUGCGCCCGGUGGAUUGAGCGCCUGUGUGGCUGCGGCAGGCACCCCUGUGUACAGGCCUGGGAAUUCGGGGACCAUGACCUCGGGCCUACUCCGGUUUUGGCUCUUGGAUAACGUGGUGUGCUCUUUGUCAUCAGGCACCUGCCAGCCUGAAUUGGGCAGAUGAGACGAAUAUCUAGAAUGAUUCCUGAGCGCUGAUACGUGCUGGCUGUGGCCUCGUAGCCAGGGAUGCAGGGAUGAAAUAGUCCUUGCCCUCAGGGAAACCGCGGCCUCGGUGCCAGUCUCGGCAGGAGCCUGGAGCGCAGAGGAACCCCACGCAGGCCCUCCAGCGGGUGGGAACAGGGUUGAGGGCGCUUUCAUAGUGGUUCUUGGUUUUCCUCAGUUUCCUACUGAAGCUAGACAGCAGCCUGUGACUCCAGUGUCCUUGCCUGGUGCUGUGGUCCUCUGCCCUCCCCAGCAGAGGGCCCCCCGUUUCUGCAUGCUUCCUGCAGCCCCGAUGAGCUUCCCGUACCUCAGGUCAGGCUCCCACCUUAUGCAGAGAGCAGUCUCCUCCCAGAACCUGCUUCCAGUAGAGCCUUCGGGGCAACAUAGGCCUGAAUCCAAACGAAGUGUACAGCCGGACUCUCAAACUCCUUGUCGUGAGGGGGAAUCUCCACGGUCAUUUUAUCAUUGCCUCUGCAGCAGGGAGGAGAGGAAAGCCCAAGCACGAGGGUCGGUGGCGUCCUCUCUCUGGCACAGCCUUCCUGCUCCAGAGCUCUCGUUACAAGCUCAGAAAAAUGAAGAGCUGUGGCUAAAGUGAGAGCUUUCAGAAGAAGUGGAGGGUCUGGCCCCUGGCCUUUCUCCUUAGCCCUUCCUGGCUUCCAGUGGCCCUUCCUCUCUCCUGGGAACAAAAAGAUGGAAAAGCCCACGGGCAAAAAGAAGGCACAGACCCCAAAGGAAGGAGGAGAGUUGCUAAAGGGCACUCCCAAAGGAGAGGAAGCCCCUGGGGAGAAAAGGGUGCACAAGAGGCCCGCUCUGGCAAAGAAGCACAAGGAGGCCAGCCUGGGUCCCGAAGAUGAAGAGCAGUUUGAUGCUUUCGAUGCUUCAUUUAAAGAUGACUUUGAGGGGGCUCCUGUGUUCAUUCCUUUUCGGAGGAAGAAGCCCUACGAGUGCAGCGAGUGUGGACGCGUCUUCAAGCACAAGACAGACCACCUUCGCCACCACAGGGUUCACACGGGAGAGAAGCCCUUCAAGUGUGAGCAGUGUGGGAAGACGUUCAGGCGCAGCUCCGAUGUCACCAAACACCAGAGAAUCCACACUGGAGAGAAGCCCUUUAAAUGCACCGAGUGCGGGAAGGCCUUUAACUGCGGCUCCAAUCUCCUAAAACAUCAGAAAACGCACACUGGAGAGAAGCCGUACGAGUGUAAGGAAUGUGGGAAAACCUUCGCCUACAGCUCAUGUCUCAUUCGCCACUGGAAGCGUCACCCACGGAAGAAGCACUGAGUGCGGGGAGGCUGUCUGCCGAGAUGC
Messenger RNA from Ailuropoda melanoleuca (giant panda), 2210 nucleotides. It is a transcript of the gene ZFP41, whose product is annotated as ZFP41 zinc finger protein. Gene Ontology annotation, cellular component: nucleus. Gene Ontology annotation, biological process: regulation of transcription by RNA polymerase II. Gene Ontology annotation, molecular function: DNA-binding transcription activator activity, RNA polymerase II-specific; RNA polymerase II cis-regulatory region sequence-specific DNA binding. NCBI's taxonomy places the organism in Eukaryota, Metazoa, Chordata, Mammalia, Carnivora, Ursidae. The record is from RefSeq and is a predicted model, not a curated record.